Neurospora hispaniola is the source of this 648-nucleotide messenger RNA. RefSeq lists its product as uncharacterized. The transcript is spliced from 2 exons. The coding region runs from base 1 to 648 and encodes 215 amino acids. Lineage: Eukaryota; Fungi; Ascomycota; Sordariomycetes; Sordariales; Sordariaceae. The record is from RefSeq and is a predicted model, not a curated record.
AUGCAGCUCCAGACCGUCCUUCUUUACGCCCUUCUGUCGGGCCUUCAAACUACCCUCGCCAACCCCAUCAGCGAGGUCCGCGCCCCAGGCGUGCUCCAUGAGGUUACCAAGCACGGCAACAAGAAGGGUGGCCAUGGCAACGGCGGCGGCAAUGGCCAUGGGAAUGGACAUGGUCACGGUAACGGCAACGGCGACGGCGACGGCGACGGCGACGAAUGGGUAGACCAGGGCCCCUGGUGGUCUGUGACAGGCUUCUCUCGUCACUGGAACGAUACCACGCACUCGGUCGAGCUCAAUUUUGCCAUCUGGGAUUCGCGGGACAAUAAAGAGGUGCCCUGCAUUGUCAACGCCCGCAUUCCUGAUGGACAGAACUACAAGUUUGCCGAGUUCCACUCACUGCCCUGCGUCAAACCCGAUGUCGGGGCUGAAAAAUAUUUGAUCUCGAUGGGAUACGUUGAGUAUUUUGAUGCGGGUAUCAUGAAUAUCUGCGAUACCACUGUGGUCGACGGCGGACCUUCAGCGUCGACUUGGUUCUCGAUUGAGGCCAUCAACAGGCCUAGGGAACGCUUUUUCCCUGACUUUUUGAGGGUCCCUGUCGGGUUUACCGAUCUCGGUUGUGUGUACGACAAGAGCCCUUACCCAUUGUAA